This is a messenger RNA of Melopsittacus undulatus (budgerigar), 999 nucleotides long. RefSeq names its product platelet-activating factor receptor-like. Gene Ontology annotation, cellular component: plasma membrane. NCBI's taxonomy places the organism in Eukaryota, Metazoa, Chordata, Aves, Psittaciformes, Psittaculidae. The record is from RefSeq and is a predicted model, not a curated record. Bases 1 to 999 code for a protein of 332 amino acids. Gene Ontology annotation, biological process: phospholipase C-activating G protein-coupled receptor signaling pathway; positive regulation of Rho protein signal transduction. Gene Ontology annotation, molecular function: G protein-coupled receptor activity. The transcript has a single exon.
AUGAACGGCUCAGUGCUGGAGCCGCUGCCAGCAGGGCACCCCGACCACUGCGUGCCCAGGGACCCGGUGCAGUUCGUGCUGGUACCCACCGUCUACUGCCUGGUGCUGUGCGUGGGGCUGCCGGGCAACCUGGUGGCUUUGGCAGUGUUCCUGCAGAGCGGCAAGGUGAGGAAGGCCAUCCGCAUCUACCUCAUCAACCUCACGCUGGCCGACAUCCUCUUCAACCUCACGCUGCCCCUCUGGAUCCCCUAUUACCUGGCAGGGGGGAACUGGCUGCUCUCGGAGGCCGCGUGCCGCCUGGCCGGUGCCGCCUAUUACCUGGCGACCUACAGUGCCAUCACCUUCAUGGUGCUCAUCAGCUUCAACCGGUACAGCGCGGUGCGGGCGGCGCGGCGCGAGCUGCCGCUCACGGGGCCCCGUGGUGCCGCCGUGGCCUCUGUCCUGGCCUGGCUGCUGGGGCUGGGCUGUGCCGUGCCCACCCUGGCCUCGCACCAGACCUUCCGCACCGGCACCGGAGCCACCGCCUGCUUCGAGCAGCACGGCCGGCAGCGGGUGUACGCCUAUGCCAUGGUGGGCUUCUUUGGCAUCGCCUUCCUGGUGCUGCUGGGCACCUACGCCUCCGUCGCCCGCGCGCUCUCGGUGCCUGCCGCAGCCUCGCCGGGCUCGCACCGGCAGCAGGCGCGUGCCAUGGUGCUGGGGAUGCUGCUGGUGUUUGUGGUGUGCGUGGCUCCCUACCACCUGACGCUGGCGCCCUGGGUGGGCACCCGGCCCCCGGUGCCGCUCUGCGGGACCCCUGGUGCCCUGGAUGUGCUGCACACGCUGAGCGUGGCCCUGCUGAGCCUCAACAGCUGCCUCGACCCCCUCGUCUACUGCUUCUCCAUCCGGCACUUCCGCGCCGACCUGGGCCGGACCCUGCGCAAGAUGGGACGGUGCCUCCCGCUCCCCCCAUCGGCCCCCCCAGUGCCCAGUGCCCGUGUGUCCUCCUUCGCCUCCUCAUAG